AUGGCCUCAUCCAAGAAGAACAAUCCCGCCCGGGCUGGAAGAAAGUCCAAGAUGGAGAAGUUGAAGCGAGAUCUCGCUGAUGCACAGGAAAAGCAGAAGAAGGAGCAGAAUGAAACACAGAAACAAGAGAACCAGAAGCUUGUUGAGGAGCUGGAAGCAAACCUGUCCAAGAUGCACAACCCCGGCCCGAUGGACGUCGACGACGACAAGGAUGAGGAUGGAAGUGACGACGACGAUGCGGGUUUGGAAAAAGACGUGAAAAAGGAAGACGUGUCUGAGAGUGACAAUGACAAGAAACCCACUGCUCAGAUAAAAAAUGACGCUGAUCAAAAGGAAACAACAAAGACAGAACAGAAAGAAUCGGCUGUUGACGAUCACAUCCCAACCGCUAAACAGAACAGUCAUGAUGCAGCCGAUGACAAAGGAGCUAAGGCAGCCGACAGCGAAGACGAAGAAGCACUUUUCGUCGCAACCAAACAGAGGACCGAUGACGACGACCAGGAUGAACUCGACGAGGACGGCGAGAAAGCUCUUUUUGUCAGGCACAUUCCCAAGCAUGGUGACCACAUCCAGACCGUUGGUUGGGGCCAAGGCAAAACUGGCACAUUCUACAUCAAUCGUCACGGAAAGAGAGGCGCGUCAAAAUACCGGCUUGAGUCGCUCGCCGAGUCUGCCGAGUACGAGGAAAGAGAAAAGAACGACGAGGACCCCCAUAAAGUCACCAACUCGGAGAAUCGUUACGGCGAUAAGAAGCUACCCAACGGAAAAUGGAAGUACACAAAGCGCCAUAUCAUUGGCAUUUGGGGGGUAGCAUGGGAAUGCCCCCGUGGGCUGUGGGGAGGAUCUCGAUCUGACAUAGUUGACAAGUGGCCAACCACAUACGUCUUGAUCAUGUGGGACAUCGAAGGGGAGCGGAAGAAGGUUUGGGAGACGAGAUCGAGCCUCAGGAGCCGAUGGACGAAGAAGGGCGCAGAUGCCGCCAUUUACGAAGCAGCGUGCGAAGCCGAGGAUCGGCACACGGAAGCCGAGACCGGCAUGCGUCCAGCGUCCAGCCGAUCGCCUUCUCACGGUCUCGCGGAGACAGCCACCGCGCGUUUCAGAGCACAGUCUCAUCAUGAUGAGAGUCAUGCCCGGAAGGUGCAGUUCCAAGUUGGUAAGGGCGCCCAGGACAUCCAUGACGUCGCGAAUGCUUUGGAGGCUUUCAAGAUGAGCUACGGGGAGCUUUACGGGAAGCCGUUCCACCAAAUGAAUGUGAAGGAAAAGGCCGAGAUGGUUAGCUCCUGGCAGCUUCAGAAAGCGGAGAUUCUUGGGUAUUAG
This is a messenger RNA of Verticillium dahliae VdLs.17, 1317 nucleotides long. RefSeq lists its product as uncharacterized. NCBI's taxonomy places the organism in Eukaryota, Fungi, Ascomycota, Sordariomycetes, Glomerellales, Plectosphaerellaceae. The coding region runs from base 1 to 1317 and encodes 438 amino acids. The record is from RefSeq and is a predicted model, not a curated record. The transcript has a single exon.